CUCCUUUGUCCAGUUGUCCUGGUCCCGGCCAAUAUACAGCAAGAAGGAAAAGCAGUGACGAGCCAAGGAACCAAUGGAGGACUACUACUACUUCCCCAGCUCCGGGCAGACCGCCAGCUACGUCGACGCGGGCUUCCCGGGCCACGCUGCGUCUCGCGACCCGAGCUCGCCGCCGCCGAGGACCCGCCGCGCGUCCCGCGACGCCGGCGAGCUCCGGCACCACUACCUCGACGCCUGCUUCCGGUGCCGGCGGCAUCUCGGCGGGAACAAGGACAUCUUCAUGUACAGGGGCGACAUCCCGUUCUGCAGCGAGGAUUGCCGGCAGCAGCAGAUCGAGGCCGACGAGGCGAGGGAGAGGGGCUCCAAGCAGCCCGCCGCCGCGAAGGGGGAGCGUGAGCGGCGGCAGCGGCGGCAGAGCAGCAGCCCGAAGAGGAUCCCCCUCUGGGCGCGGUAGAUCGACCAAGCCGGCGGCAUCCAACCGAAACACUACUACGACAUACGAGCGCCUGAACUGAUUGGCGCAUGUUGUCGAAUCAUCGAUGCCCCAAGUUCGUGGUACGCAUGUGGCCUCCAGCUAGCUCGUCGGUUGCCAACGAACAAGACGCGAUGAGAAGUUGCUUGAGCGGUUGAGCCUACGGGGACGCGAAGAGGGCGCUUCUUGCCGGAAUCGGCUUUGUCCCUGAUGUCUCGGAGAAAGGACAGAUCGUCUCUUGGCCCAGUUUUUGUGUGGAUUACCGAAUUAUUAGUGCAGGUUUUUGUUCCGUUGCUUGGCGCGAUCAAGCGCCAGCAACUGGUAUUUUUGUGUGUUUGUGUGCGAUUGCCAUGUACUCCAACAUCCUGGUACGAACUGUCAUGAACAAAUACCAUCAAGCGCGAGCUGUGGCUUUUCCGUAUUCA
Molecule: messenger RNA, 897 nt
Organism: Panicum hallii
Lineage: Eukaryota; Viridiplantae; Streptophyta; Magnoliopsida; Poales; Poaceae
Exons: 2
Coding region: 74-454 (126 amino acids)
Source: RefSeq, a predicted model, not a curated record